UAGGCAGCCAAUCUGCGUGCUUCAUUCUCACAGUCGAGUGCCUGCAGCUCCGCCUCCUCCCGGGGCCUGAGAUUGGCGAGAUCUGGGGUGCAGUGCGAAUGGUACCCCCGGGAAGCGAUCAGAUCGCUCCAGAAUGACCAGCGAUGGAAAACUCUCCCCCAGACACACCAAGAUGUGAAGGAGACCACGCUGGCGCACACCGGAACAUCAUGCUGUAAUUGAAUGCGUUUACGCUCCGCAGCCCAGCAGGAAUCUGGGUUUUUAGGUUGCGCGAAGCUCCGCUUUCUGUGUGAAAUCGGUGAGCUGAUAAAGCGAAAUCAUGGCAAGCAAAAGGAAGGCCACCACGCCUUGUAUGAUUCCUCCUAAGGCUCUAGCAUUAGAAAGCGAUGCAGACAUUGCCGAAGGAUUGAAAGAGGAAGCAGAUGAAGAAGAAACCCAGGAGGCACCUGCUUUGAUCAGCAGCCAUAAUGAAGUGAGUUCCAAUGGACAUCAAAACAUCAACGGGGAGAGAUUCUUUUGUAAAUACUGCAAUUUCGGGUCUCAAGACACGAGCAGGUUUGUGGAGCACAUGAACACGAAGCACCCGGAUUUCAGAGACGACCCCUCGUACGUCUGCAUCGCGUGCAGCUUCCUGGUGAACGAGUCUACGGAGCUGGAGGCUCACAAUACGGAGUGCCACCCGCGGGACGCCGGGCUGACGUGGACCGUGGCCAAGCACGAGAGCUACACGGUGGUAGAGCAGAGCGUAAGCGAUCGGAAACCCGACGGGGACGUGACGGACAGCGAUCUCAAUCAGUCGGCGGAUGAUUAUUCGGAGAUAACGUUCACCAAAACACCUAUAAUGAAAACCAUGAAAAACAAGGCGGAAGCGAAAAAAAUUGUCGCCGGAGCAGAGAAGGUGGAGAAGAAAAAUCAUCUCGCAGCCAAAAACCUCUCUGUAUCGGCAAGCAAACCCUCAACGGGCAUCGCAAACGCCUCUCCGAUUGUAAACGGCUCGAUCUUGGGAACGGUUCCUGUCCUCCCUGGAGUGACCCAGUUGGUGUCCAUUAACCCUUCACAGCCAGUGGUGCAGCCUAAGAUCCCAACCAUAAUUGCACCCGUUUUGACAAAACAGUCGACUGUCCAGAAGCCCCAAGGUGCUUCCCAGAGUAGCCAGCUUCCCAACUCGAAGUCUCUCCCAAAGGUAAUGAUUCCUCUUAGCAGCAUUCCAACGUAUAAUAUAUCCAUGGACUCCAACAGCUUCCUGAAGAACUCCUUCAACAAGUUCCCCUACCCUACGAAGGCCGAGCUGUGCUAUUUAACGGUGGUGACAAAGUACCCAGAGGAGCAAAUAAAAAUAUGGUUCACGGCUCAGAGACUGAAACAAGGGAUUAGCUGGUCGCCUGAGGAAAUAGAAGACUCGAGGAAGAAGAUGUUCAACACCGUUAUCCAGUCUAUCCCCCAACCCAUGCCUCAGCCAACCAUAACCGUUCUGAACGCUCCGCUGGUAGCAAACGCCAACGGUGUUCAGCACCUUAUCCAGGCGGCUCUACCCGGUCAGAUAGUCGGUCAGCCGCAAGGCACCGGUGGUCUGCUUGUCACACAGCCUAUCAUUACUAACGGGAUUCGAGGAUCUCCUUCUUCAGUGUCGUUGACCGUGACGUCUCUUCCCACCCAGCACACUACAACUCAGGCCAGAGUAGCCUCGCCAGCUGCUAAGGAUGCCGGUGCUUCCGAAGCCACCACGUCCACCUCCCCCAGUUUGCCUUCCCAAAGUUUGUACGACUUCAGUUUUUCGAGGAGCAAAAAAUCCAGACAGCAACUCGGUGCCCUCAAGAACAGCUUCUACAGGAAUCAGUUUCCAACGCCGUCCGAGGUCAACAGAUUGACGAAAAUAACAGGACUCACCACGAGGGACGUCAGGAAGUGGUUUAGCGACAAGAGGUACCACUGGCGCAACAAGUCCUCCUACGCCGCAGACAGCAGCGAUGGAAUGAUUGACAGUCCGUCCGAAAUGUAUUCGCUGAUGAAGGAUUCCGAUCUUGAUUUCACUCUAGGUAGUCACGCGCCGUCGCAUACGUCAAGGAGACAGUCUUGGAAUCAGACACCUGACUUUACGCCUACUAAAUAUAAAGAGAGAGCUCCGGAACAAAUCAAAGCUCUGGAAAGGAGUUUCUUCCAAAGUAACUUUCCGUCUGAAGACGAAGUGAAUCGUUUAAGGAGCGAGACCAAAAUGACCAGACGUGAAAUAGACAGCUGGUUCGCCGACAAGCGCAAGAAGCUCGCCGUAGAGCAUAAGAAACUGGAUAUGGAGGAGGACGAGGAGAACAUGAGUUACUAUAUAAAGGUAUCGGACGUCCCCGAGCCCUCAGCAGAAAAUAAUCCUCAAACAAGUGAAAGAAAGGUAAACCCAAUCAAAAUCAACCUGAAGGAUCUUCGUGUCACGGAGUCGAAUGAAAGCGUAGAGGCGCCAGUUGAUGAUAACGGCGUAGGCAGUGAUGGGAGUAGUAGACCGUCAACCCCCUUAAAAAACAGAUCGCAUAUUAAAAAAACUGCUCAGCAAAGGGAUCUCUUGAAGCAAACCUUCGUUAAGACUCAGUCCCCUUCGAGCAAGGAGUACGAUGACUUAGCUGAGCAGACGGGACUGCCGCGGGCCGAUAUUGUGCGUUGGUUUGGCGACAGCAGGUAUUCUUUCAAGAACGGACAGUUAAAGUGGUAUGAACGCUACAAAGGCAUUGUGGGUAUUAAGACUGUCACCCCCCAUCCCCUUAUGCAAUAUUAUGAACAGCACCACCAGGUUUCUGAUCACGACCUUGCGAGUCUUUGCGAGACGACCGGAAUGACUCCCGAUGAGGUGAGGGUCUGGUUUGCAGAAAAGCAGGAGACGGCAAACCAGGCCGUGUCGGGGGCAACCCGUGAUAAUCCGUCCGAUGACGGCACUGAGAGGCCGGACCCUCGGGUAGGAAACUCUGAGUUUGAGUCCAAAAGCAGUGUACAUCGGGAGCCAGAAUCCCAGAAAACCACUACAGACCCUACGCACACAGUCCAGCAAUCCAGUAUCCCGCGUGAAGCCGAUUGAACGUUAGCAAAUGGACCCUGUUCAUCAAGAGGACAGCACGCCCCACUGGGUUUCCUUUGGUAUUGCAAUGUCUCCUUUAGGACCUUGAUAAGGAUGAGGAAAGAGACCACGAUUGAUGCCAUAACGUAUAGGAAUCAAAGGGAUUUCCAAGACCCAGCGUCCUCCGCUCAAAUUCUGUCUGUGGCAAGAGACUUACACCGUAAAUCAGACUCUCCACCCCAACCCUGUCCCAGGCUCCGCUCCUUCUUACUGAUCCAAUUCUUUGGAUGAAACGUCCCGUUCAGUGUGCUGGUACAGACGCUUAUUUAUAUAACAAUUACAAGAUAACCGUUUAGUAUUCAGAAAUAGUUUACUACAGAACUUUCUAGCAAACAAACAUGUUUGGAUCUAACCAGCUAUCAAUAAUAAAAAAAAAAAAAAAAAAAAUCAAA
This is a messenger RNA of Spea bombifrons (plains spadefoot toad), 3489 nucleotides long. It is a transcript of the gene ZHX3, whose product is annotated as zinc fingers and homeoboxes 3. Gene Ontology annotation, cellular component: nucleus. The transcript has 4 exons. Lineage: Eukaryota; Metazoa; Chordata; Amphibia; Anura; Pelobatidae. Gene Ontology annotation, biological process: regulation of transcription by RNA polymerase II. The record is from RefSeq and is a predicted model, not a curated record. The coding region runs from base 320 to 3058 and encodes 912 amino acids. Gene Ontology annotation, molecular function: DNA binding; DNA-binding transcription factor activity, RNA polymerase II-specific.